UAAAAGAGUUGUGAGAGAGAGAGAGAGAGAGAGAGAUGGAUGAGAGAGAGAGUCAAAACGGUGCGUAUGGAGGCAGGGUGGUGGUGAUGACGGAGGAGCAGAUGGAGAUUCUCCGGAAGCAGAUCGCUGUCUACGCCGCCAUUUGUGAGCAGCUCCUCCUCCUCCACAGCUCUCUCUCUUCUGGGACCCGGCUGAUCGGCGGAGGAGGAUCGUACUUCGACCCGCUGGUCUCAUCGUCUGUGAGCUCUCUCCGGAUGUCGGCUCGGCACCGGUGGAAUCCCACGGCGGCGCAGCUGGAGAUACUGGAGAGCGUGUACGAGGAGGGGAAUGGAACGCCGAACCGGCAGAGGAUAAGGGAGAUUGCGGCGGAGCUGUCGGAGCACGGACAGAUCACUGAGACCAAUGUCUACAACUGGUUCCAGAACCGGAGAGCUCGGUCCAAACGGAAACAGCAGCUGACGACGCAGGUCACGGGGGUUCAGGCCGCUGCCGCAGCGGAGGAGGAGGAGGUGGAGAAGAAGAUCGCGGCCGUGGAGACUGGAGGUUUGGAGUCCUACGAGCAUAUCCUCUUCCCAAGUCCCGACUUAGGGAUCGAGCAUUUGCUGGGUGAAGCAGAAGGUCCUAGAGAAUCGAGCUCAUAUAGGCAGAUGCAAGGAUGAUCGGAUUCGGAUUCGGAUUCAAGAUUCGGGUUUUAUUAUAUGUCUCGCUUACAAAAAAAAAACAAGUAUUAAAGAAUCAGACACAACA
Tarenaya hassleriana is the source of this 747-nucleotide messenger RNA. Its product is annotated as WUSCHEL-related homeobox 14-like. The coding region runs from base 36 to 659 and encodes 207 amino acids. NCBI's taxonomy places the organism in Eukaryota, Viridiplantae, Streptophyta, Magnoliopsida, Brassicales, Cleomaceae. The record is from RefSeq and is a predicted model, not a curated record. The transcript has 2 exons. Gene Ontology annotation, molecular function: DNA-binding transcription factor activity; DNA binding.